Molecule: messenger RNA, 717 nt
Organism: Ostertagia ostertagi
Lineage: Eukaryota; Metazoa; Nematoda; Chromadorea; Rhabditida; Trichostrongylidae
Source: the annotation of a GenBank genome assembly
AUGGCGGUCGAAGAAAUGCAGCUCUCGAAUGGUGUGAUGACUACCGGCCAUAUGGGAGGCAUGCAAGGCGCAGCUAUGGGUCUGGGCCCACAACGAAUGAGUUUCGCCAUUCAUGAAAUUCUCGGUCUACAAGGCAAUGCCUAUUUAUCCCACGGUUACUGUCCUCAAGGAUUUUUCCCCCAACAGAAUUUCGCUGUCGAUAUUGGCUCUUGCGCAUCGUUUGACAGACCACUUUGUGGAUCAGAUCAGCUGGUUGCGGGAACACAUACAGGUACACAUAACAGUUACAAUAUGUCGUUAUCAGCCUCCCAUACGAUGCCCUCGGACGAAGGAGGGAACCAUCAAGGAUCUGGAGGGAAAAGCAAGCGCAAGAAACGACGACAUAGGACGAUUUUCACACAAUACCAGAUCGACGAGUUGGAGAAAGCUUUCCAGGAAGCCCACUAUCCAGACGUUUACGCUCGAGAAAUGCUGGCCGCAAAAACGGAUCUACCAGAAGACAGAAUACAGGUGUGGUUUCAAAACCGACGAGCAAAAUGGCGAAAAACCGAGAAAACUUGGGGAAAGAGCACGAUUAUGGCAGAAUACGGUUUGUACGGCGCAAUGGUGCGACAUUCGCUUCCAUUACCGGAUACAAUUACGAAAACGGCUGAGACAUCGGAUCCUCAACACAGCGCCGCGCCGUGGUUACUCGGUAGGAUUUAUUUUGAGUUUUAA